Messenger RNA from Echinococcus granulosus, 2415 nucleotides. RefSeq lists its product as hypothetical. The transcript has 4 exons. NCBI's taxonomy places the organism in Eukaryota, Metazoa, Platyhelminthes, Cestoda, Cyclophyllidea, Taeniidae. The record is from RefSeq and is a predicted model, not a curated record. Bases 1 to 2415 code for a protein of 804 amino acids.
AUGCAAGUCGACGACAAUGACAUCGCACGAAGAGGUCUAGACUCCUGUCCAUCACCAAAACGAUCUCGAUUUCAGGCAACAAAGUUGCUAGAGCCUACCUUGUCACCUAGAGUGACCUUGCAGUGUUUGAAAGAACAGUCAACUUAUGAGAAAACCACGGAACAGUUGCGAGGGUCUAGCAAGAAGCACUUCGCUCGAUCUAUUCGACAUUUAGAAGAGAAUUGGCGUGGAGAGCGAGACGCAUAUGAGCUAUUCUAUGAAACUGUGGCAGCCUUGCGUGGAGGCGACUGGAGCAUCAAUGCUUUCGGGAUCCCGACGCGUAAUGUGGAAGAGGGAAGACGCAGCAUGCGUGGUUAUGGGCGGAGAUCCAUCAAAUCUAUCCCCGGGCCCAGCAUACAUCAUCGACUGAGCCUCCUCUCUUCUCUUCAUGUCUCCAUUUGCUGUGAGUGGUUUGGAAAUGAGGCAGUUGGUAUUCAUCGUUGGUCAGUGAGUGGGAACGAGGUGACUCUGUCAUGGCAACGCUUCUAUAGUCAAUUUAACACCAUGGCGUCAGAGAAAGCCUUUAGUUCCACGAAGGAAGAAAAUCUGCGUCUCUCCUCGGAUUUCUUCUCUAUCUCGGGCUCUUCGAGUAUGUCCUUCACGCUUCCACUGGAUUUGGCUGUUAUUGACGACUUGGAGGCCUAUGUGAUUAUGCCACGAAAACCUCGUGCCCGUUUCAGUCGUCAGGCCUUCCAAAAGACACCUGGUGCAAAGACGCUUCAACCAAUUAAAUUCAGUUGCUCUGAAAGCGAGUCAGGGAGUACCUUGCACCAUGUUAGCGAGAUGAGUGGUUCAAAGGAGAUGAAAAGUGGUGAUGAAGGCACUGAUAGUGACGAUUAUUCAGGACCGCUGAACUACUCUUCCAGUGAUUUUGAUACCGACAUCUCAGUUGACGAAGACGGGGAGUUCAUUGUGAAGACGGAGGAGGAGCGAAAGGGUGCUCGAGCCAGACUUAAAAAACUUGAAAAUGUUGAACGGAAGCGAGAAAAGUCGAAUUCAUUUACGGAGAAUGAAAAGCCGGGAAGUACUGCUACUUCUCUUGAGACGCAUACCACUUACCCACCCAUUCCGGCGAAGAGGACAAAGCGUCUACUAUUGAGACGAAUGAGCGAAAUGGAGAGAAUCUAUACAGAAGGAGGACUUCCACUGUCUCUAAUGAGAGUCCGCAGUACCUACGGCCUUGCGCCCUCCACAAAUAGCUUUCGACAGAGAAUCUACUCCGAAAUUGUGGAGCAAGAGCAUCCAAUAGCUAUAGGAACACUUUCUCGUGAAGUGAUCAAACGCAUUCCACAGAUCUAUUCCUCAGAAGGUGACUCUCCAGACGUCUCCGUGAACAGCGAUAUUGACGAAAGUCUAGUUGAGGCUACCGUGGAAGGUGUUCUCAAAGGAUGUCUGGUUAUGCUAAAAACCCUUCUUCGAAAAAACGAGACUGUACUCCCCACUCAUCGUGAAAUCCUUCCUCUGGUUCAAGACGUAAAUCGCCGAAGCGAUCAACCGAUCGAGAAGCCGAUGAAGAACAUCUUCACUGAACAGUUCGUCUUCGAUUGUCGUAAUGCUGAAAGGCCGGAAGAUUCGUACUGCUACUUUCUGGAAACCGUACUUCCUGUUAGUUCGAUAGAUCCAGAAGACUUUGUCAAGAAUAGUGUUAUGGAGGGAAAGGAUAAUGUUGGAGGUAUUAAAAUGGAAUUUGGGGCUUUGCUACAACAACUGCGUGAUACAGCUCCGGAUUUGUGUCCCUACCAAUCCAGUUUGAACAACAUAUCAGCUAGUGUGAUCGCUGGACGCCAGAGCCCCUAUUUUCGGCAAGCGAUUCUACACACUGGUUUGAAGAAAUCAAGCGCCACUUUGGGUCGUCGAAGUUGGAUCAUGAGACCACCCAGGGGUCUGCAGAUAAAAAUGAACAACUAUACAUCAAACAUAUCAGUUCCGUGUGUCCUGCUACCUCCACCAAAGAAGUUUCAUUUCUCCAUGCUAUCCCAACUGGAAGAGUUGAUGGAUAAGACUAACCCUCUUUUAGUGAGUCUCAUGAAUCGGAUUUGGCAUUCAGCGCGUCCCAUAAGUGCUUGGGUUUUGGAGAAGGACAAAAAGACAUUGGAUUAUGCACUCAACAAACUCAUUCUCGACCUCAUUCUCUUUCGUCAAGCCACAGGUCACUGCGUUCGUUAUAAAGCCCUAUCAGUUAUCAUUUCAGCGCAGCAGAAUUCACAUCUACGAGAAUUGCUAGUAGAGUCUGCAGCACAUCCAGGAAAUUGGUUGGAUCAAAUCCUUCGUUCUGGACUUUCCAUCUACUCCUCCUGUCGACUUGAAACGGCUAUAUGUCUUCUCGGCCUGGCAUCCCACAAUUUGGUGCAAGGAUCAUCUCAGACUGGGGCGUGA